GAGAGGAGGGGGGAGGAAAGAGGCCGCAGAAGCCCGAGCCUUGACCGACGGGCAGGCGGGGGCUGCGGCGGCGCCGCGCCGGCGCCCCCCCAUGCGCCAAGCGGCCGGACGGCGGCGUCGGGGGGCGCCAUGGCCUCGGCGGCGGCGGGCGAAGCGGAAGAGACCACCCGGCUGCGCAAGCCGCGCUUCUCGUUCGAGGAGAACCAGAUCUUGAUCCGCGAGGUGCGUGCCCACUACCCGCAGCUCUACGGCGCGCAAAGCCGUCGGGUGAGCGUGGCUGAGCGGCGGCGUGUGUGGGACGGCAUCGCCGCCAAGAUCAACGGCAUCACCAGCUGGAAGCGCACCGGCCAGGAGGUCCAAAAGCGCUGGAAUGACUUCAAGCGCCGCACCAAGGAGAAGCUGGCCCGAGUGCCGCACUCCACGCAGGGCGCCGGGCCUGCCGCCGAGGACGCCUUCUCCGCGGAGGAGGAGACCAUUUUUGCCAUCCUGGGGCCGGGCGUGGCGGGGCCAGGAGCUGGUGCAGGGGCCGAGCAGACCUCCGGGGCCGCUUCCUCACAGCCGCCAGCCCCAAGUGCCGGCGCCCAACGCUACGUGUUGUCUGAGGACCGCAGGGAGGACCGACGAGCAGAUACACCAGCCCACAGCAAGGGGGGCUCCAACAGCCCCGAGCAGUGGGCCCGGCCCUCCUGCAGUCCCCAGGAAGGGGGCUGCCCGCCACCCAAGGAGCGUGAGUCCCCGCCCCCUCCAGCCCUGCAGACGGUCCAGCUGCCCCGUUUGGCCUUGUCUCCACCGCCCUCAGCCCCUCCUCCACUGCCACCACCCACGCCCUCAGCCCCAGACCCCUCCCUGGACUUCCUGCGGGCUCAGCAGGAGACUGCCAACGCCAUUCGGGAGCUGGCUGGCACCCUUCAGCAGGGACUGGCCAAACUGAGUGAGGCCCUCAGUGCCCUACUGCCCCUUCUGCCGGGAACCGCAGUGGACAGGCUGCCUCCGCCCCUGCCCCCGCCCCCGCCCCCGCCCCCACCCCCACCUCCCAGGCCCCUCCUGCCCCCUCCUACCCCCAAAGCUGAGAUCACCCCGGAGCCGGUGUCCGUGGUAGCUGCCGUGGUGGACGGAGCGGUGGUCGCAGCCAGGGGGGUGAUCAUCGCCCCUAGGAGCGAGGAGGGGACCCCCCGGCCACCCCCAGCCCCGCUUCCUCCCCACGACUCACCCCCACACAAGAGGAGAAAAGGUUUCCCUACACGGAAGAGGCGGGGGCGAUGGAAAUCUCCGUGAAAUCUGCCCUUGGGUUUGAGCUCCUCUCUGCUCCUCCUGCCUGCACCUCCUCCCCCCAGCUUAGCCCAGUGGAGGAGGGCGAAGCACCUUCCCCAUCUCAGCUGCUCCCCGGGCUCCCCUGCUGCAGGGGCACGAGCACCCCACUCCCUCUACUAGUUAGUGCCUGAUUCUCAGGGGACCUCAUUGAUGGGUGCCCCGGCCCUUUCUCCAGUACAGCGCUGUCUGCCUGGCUGCUUCCCCAAACCCUAACUUGUAAGCCAUCGAUUUUACCUUAUUAUUGCCCUUCGUGGGUUGCGGAGGGAAUCCCUCGGGUCUGCACAUACCCCCUUCCCCAACAACUCCUGGUCUUGACUUGAAGAGAAUUGACCCGAAGUCUCCGAUCCAGACUUUGGAGGGGCUGGGAGUCUCGAGACAAAUCAGAAUAUGGAUGACAAAGGAUACAGCAGUCUGUACCCUAGGGAGAGGGGGGUGGAGUUCUCACUGGGGAGGUACAGGUUGGGCCCUUUGCCUCCCAAUGCUCUCUCUGACCUCCAGAGCUCAACCCCCUCCUUUCUCCCGAGUGGUGACAAGAUGUGAAUAAACUUAUUUUUAAUACAAUUA
Molecule: messenger RNA, 1875 nt
Organism: Mustela lutreola (European mink)
Lineage: Eukaryota; Metazoa; Chordata; Mammalia; Carnivora; Mustelidae
Gene: MYPOP
Product: Myb related transcription factor, partner of profilin
Exons: 3
Coding region: 130-1275 (381 amino acids)
Biological process (GO): regulation of transcription by RNA polymerase II
Cellular component (GO): nucleus
Molecular function (GO): RNA polymerase II cis-regulatory region sequence-specific DNA binding; DNA-binding transcription factor activity, RNA polymerase II-specific
Source: RefSeq, a predicted model, not a curated record